AUGUGCCGCAAGGUCAGGCGCCGACAACCGCAACCCGUCGUUCGCGUGACGGCGAGCGGCGGAGGCGACGCGGUCGGCCUGGACCACGGAUCAGGCGCCUCGGCGGGAGCAGCCGCAGCCGCAGCCGCAGCAGCCGCUGCAGCAGCGGCCGCACGCGACGGCGCCAGCGGCGGCGGCGGCGGCGGCGGCGGCGGGUACGCGUCGUCGUGGGAGGCGAAGGAUUACGAGGGGAAGGACUAUCUGUACCGGCUGGGCGCGGAGGCGGAUAACUUGCGCAUCACGGUGGGCGCGAAGGCCGGCAAUAUUGACAGCGUGUUUGUUGGGGACUUCCUGGGCAAGGACGCGGACAUAGUGUUCAAGUACCGCCAGAGCGUGACACGGUCGUUCGAGCACAUUCAAGGGGACUACUACAUCGCACCCACCUUCCUCGACAAAGUCGUCACAUUCAUUGCAAAGAACUACCUCGCCUCCCAGCUCAGCUGCAGGAUCCCUCUCAUCCUCGGCAUUUGGGGUGGGAAAGGGCAGGGGAAGACCUUUCAGGUGGAGUUGAUAUUCAAGGCGCUGGGAUUAGAGCCAAUCAUUCUGUCUGCUGGAGAGAUGGAGAGCGAGUGGGCUGGCGAACCAGGGAGGCUCAUUCGCAGCCGCUACCGCGACGCGCACCUGGUCAUCAACAAUAAGGGCAAAAUGAGCUGCCUGAUGAUUAACGACCUCGAUGCUGGGAUUGGCCGAUUCGCGCACACGCAGACGACGGUGAACAAUCAGAUGGUGGUGGGCACGCUCAUGAGCCUCUGUGACGACCCCACGCGGGCCAGUGUGGGGCAGGAGUGGCGCGAGGGUGACCUGCUGAACCGCGUGCCCAUCAUUGUGACCGGAAACGAUUUCAGCACGCUGUGGGCUCCCCUCAUUCGUGAUGGGCGCAUGGAGAAGUUCUACUGGCAGCCUACAAGGGAGGAUAUAGUGAAUAUUGUGUACCGAAUGUACAUCAAAGACGGCUUAUCAAUUCAAGACAUUGAGAGGCUUGUCGACACCUUUCCAAACCAACCAUUGGACUUUUAUGGCGCCCUUCGUGCUCGCACAUACGAUGAUAAAGUGCUCGAGUGGGUGGAGGCCAACGGAGGGCCAUCCAAGGUGGGGAAGCUGCUGAUCAAGCCGAGGAGAUGGGACGAUGGCAGCGAUGGCAAGGACACCAGACCCACUGUCGACCCGCCUGCGCAAACCCUAGAGGAGCUGGUAAGGGCAGGAGAGCAAAUAGAGCACGAGCAGAAGCUGAUGAACGAAGCCCGCUUGUCAGAUGAGUACAUGAAGAAACAGACAGGUCCAGGAAUCGGUCUCAGGAUGGGUUGA
Messenger RNA from Closterium sp. Yama58-4, 1344 nucleotides. The record is from the annotation of a GenBank genome assembly. Lineage: Eukaryota; Viridiplantae; Streptophyta; Zygnematophyceae; Desmidiales; Closteriaceae.